Molecule: messenger RNA, 2288 nt
Organism: Misgurnus anguillicaudatus (oriental weatherfish)
Lineage: Eukaryota; Metazoa; Chordata; Actinopteri; Cypriniformes; Cobitidae
Source: RefSeq, a predicted model, not a curated record
AGUUCAAUGCAUUUUAUCCUCGACAAUUUAAAAUGUACCCUUAAAGUGUUUUGAUAGUUAAUAACGGCAGAUUUCGAUCACGAGUCUGCAUUGUUGUCAUUGUGAAUUUAUGCCAUAUUGCUUUUCAUCGUGGCUCAUCACAAAACUAAACAGUAUAAAGUUCAGCACACGGGAUUGGAUGCACGAUUGACACUGGAGGGCAGGGCAGUAAUAAUCAUCAUGACUAUUAACUGUGACUAUUGUCCAAACUUGCUUCUGGGAUUUACACACUAUUGUGCCAUUUCACAAUGACUAAGCACAGGCUUUCACGUCCCUCCCAUUAGUUCAACUGCUAUGUUCACCGGGGGUGUUGGCUUCCUGGUUAUGGAGAUAUUAAGCCCGUUGACUCGCCUGCGAGCACCUCUUCUUUCCCUUGGGCUAUCGCUGUCUUCUCCUAAAAUCUUCUUCCGCACCAUGGCGUCUGAAUCGGUUAAGCGUUAUGAUUUCCUGGUGAUAGGCGGAGGAUCCGGAGGAUUGGCAGGAGCACGGCGGGCGGCUGAACUCGGUGCAACCGCCGCCGUGAUCGAAAGUCACAAACUUGGAGGUACCUGCGUGAAUGUUGGUUGUGUUCCAAAAAAGAUCAUGUGGAAUGCAUCAUCCCAUGCAGAGUAUAUCCAUGAUCAUGAAGACUAUGGCUUUGAAGGAGCAAAAGCACAUUUUAACUGGCAACUUAUUAAACGCAAAAGGGAUGCCUAUGUCAGUCGCCUCAAUCAGAUUUACCAGAACAACCUUGACAAGGGCAAAAUUGAAAGCAUUCAUGGCUAUGCAAGGUUCACUGAUGACCCUGAACCCACUGUUGAAGUCAAUGGAAAGAAAUACACUGCACAACAUAUAUUAAUCGCCACUGGUGGACAUCCGUCCAAUGUCAGUGAGAAUGAUGUGCCAGGAGCUGGUUUUGGCAUUUCCAGUGAUGGAUUCUUUGAACUCGAGUCCUGCCCUAAACGUAGUGUCAUAGUUGGAGCAGGGUAUAUUGCAGUGGAGAUGGCUGGUAUCCUUUCCACACUAGGGUCCAAAACGUCUAUCAUCAUUCGGCAAGACAGGGUAUUAAGGAACUUUGAUGCCUUGAUAAGCUCAAAUUGCACCAAAGAAUUGCAAAAUCAUGGUAUUGACUUACGGAAAAAUUCUCAGGUAAGAUCAGUGGAAAAGACUGAUAAAGGCCUCACUGUUACACUGGUAACAAAGGAUCCUCACGAAAAGGAUGGACAGGAAAAAUCUGACACCAUUCAGGAGGUGGACUGUCUGCUGUGGGCUAUCGGCAGGGAACCCAACACUGCUGGCCUCAACCUCAGUCAAAUAGGUGUGAAGCUUGAUGAAAGAGGACACAUUGUGGUGGAUGAGUUCCAGAACACCACUCGUCCAGGCAUAUACGCUGUUGGGGAUGUUUGUGGGAAGGCACUUCUUACACCUGUUGCUAUUGCUGCUGGCAGAAAGCUCGCUCACCGACUGUUUGAAGGCCAAGCAGACUCCAAAAUUGAUUAUAAUAAUAUCCCGACUGUUGUGUUCAGCCACCCACCUAUUGGAACAGUGGGAUUAACUGAAGAUGAAGCAAUUAAGAGCUGGGGAAAGGACAAUGUGAAGGUUUAUACCACCUCUUUCACUCCUAUGUACCAUGCCAUCACCACAAAAAAGUCUCUGUGCAUCAUGAAGUUGGUGUGUGCAGGAAAAGAUGAAAAGGUGGUUGGUCUCCAUAUGCAGGGUCUUGGCUGUGAUGAGAUGCUUCAGGGUUUUGCCGUGGCCAUUAACAUGGGGGCUACUAAAGCAGACUUUGACAAAACCAUUGCCAUACACCCUACAUCCUCAGAGGAGCUAGUUACAUUGCGCUAACCAGGAUCAUUGUUAACCACUUUAUAUCAAUCAAAACAAUAAAGCAAUCAUUUAGGGCAAUUGUCCUAACAUCUAAAUAGCAGAAAACUAUAACUUGUUUUGUUCCUGGACUCAUAUAUUAUCGGCAAUGGUUAAUACAUGAAGAUUAUAUUAUUGUACCCCAUUGCCCUGAUGUCUCAUAGCACUUGGGUAAGUGCUGAGGGUAUUGUUUGGACCAGUGUUUAUGAUGGGUUGAUUAUGUUUAAAAUCUCCAACAUUUUGUGAAGGAUGGAUUCAGAGUUGCAUUUUGUAUGGGUGGGUAGUAGGUAGUGAUUGCUCAAUAUGUGGCAAACUUAAUUGUAAACAUGUUUAAAAGAAAAAUAUAUUUGUGUGAUUAAUAGUUAAUUUCUGUUUACGGAUUUUUAAUAAAUAUCGUUUUUCUUAAA